This is a messenger RNA of Eublepharis macularius, 3683 nucleotides long. Its product is annotated as zinc finger protein 665-like. The record is from RefSeq and is a predicted model, not a curated record. Lineage: Eukaryota; Metazoa; Chordata; Lepidosauria; Squamata; Eublepharidae. Gene Ontology annotation, molecular function: DNA-binding transcription factor activity; RNA polymerase II cis-regulatory region sequence-specific DNA binding. Gene Ontology annotation, biological process: regulation of transcription by RNA polymerase II. The transcript is spliced from 6 exons. Bases 102 to 2777 code for a protein of 891 amino acids.
UCAAUAAUGGUUGCACCGGCCAUAUUCUGGAGGUUCUUCAGGAGAAGCUAUCCUUUGGAUCCUGCUGCAGAUUCAGGACUUUGGAGCUUUGCCCGCCCGUCAUGGCAUUAAAAAACAAAAAACGUUGUGCUGCACGAGCACAGACAUCCUCCUGCCGUCACAGCUCCAGAGCCAAGAUGGAAACAAAAACUUCCACUGGGUUGGAAUCAGAACGAGGCUCGGAGGCCACACAGGCAGGGAUCAGAGGGAAAAUCUGGGAACGGUCUGUGGGAAAUAUUCGGGGUGAAGAUGCCACCAGCUCAGUAGCAGAGGUCCAUCACUUCAGGCGCUUCCGCUACCAGGAGGCCCAGGGGCCCCGAGAGGUUUGCAGCCGACUUCACCGUCUUUGUCAGCUGUGGCUGAAACCAGAAAGGUGCAACAAGAUGGAGAUCUUGGACUUGGUGGUUCUUGAACAGUUCCUGGCCAUCCUGCCCCUGGAGAUGGAGAGCUGGGUCAGGGAAUGUGGGCCGGAGACCUGUUCCCAGGCGGUGGCCCUGGCAGAAGGCUUCCUCCUGAGCCAGGCAGAUGGUCAGAAUCAGGACCAGCAGGGGCUGUCAGAAGAGGCUGCUGAUUUCUGUGAGGUAGAAAAGGCACCAUCCGAUCUGAGGCAGGGGCCGCUGUUCACCACACAGGAGAGUGAUGGAGGUGGUAGAAGGACACUAGUGGAUGGAUCUGGAGCGCUGAGACUGCGUGGUGGACGUCAGGCAGCCUCUGAGCAGCCAGAUCAGGGUUUGGUGACUCUGGAGGAGGUGUCUGUCUGUUUCACCCAGGAGGAGUGGGCGCUGCUGGAUCCGGACCAAAGGGCAUUGCACAGGGAAGUCAUGGGGGAGAAUCGCAGGAAUCUCGACUUUCUCGAGCACGAGUGCAAGAGAAUGGGAGAAGAAGAUAAAAAGGGAACUGAAGCAAUAUCAAAGUGGAGAAUCAAUUCCAUUGUUUCUGAAGAUGCCAAUUCCCCUGAAAUUCAAGUCCAGGAAGAAAGUCGCAAAAGAAAGAAAACGAUUCUCACUCAAUGUGCUAAAAUCUUAACUAGGAAAUCAAGGUUUAGCUCACGUCUGCAAAUGCAAAAUCAGGGAAAUCAUGUGGAAGGGUCAGAGUGUGGGAAGAGCUUCAGCUUGGGCCAAGACCUUAUUUUACAUGAAAGACUGCACACCCAGGAAAUGCUACAGUGUGAAAAAGAUCAAAAAAUGGAACACCUAACUCAGCAACAAAGAGAGCACAUAAGUGAGAAACCUAAUAGAUGUCCAGAUGGCAAAAGGAGCUUCAGCCGUAGCUCAAAGCAUUCUUCCCAUCAUAGAGGAGAGAAACCUAAUAAAUGUUCAGAUUGCGGGAAAAUCUUCAAAAGUAGGUCCUACCUUACUUUCCAUAAAAGAAUCCAUACAGGAGAGAAACCAUAUAAAUGCUCAGAAUGCGAGAAGAGCUUCAGAUGGAAAAGUGACCUUUCUGUUCACGAGAGAAUGCACAAUGCUGAAGACGCAUAUAAAUGCUCAGAGUGUGGAAAGAGCUUCAAAUGUAGAGCAAGAAUUAUUUCCCAUCAAAGAAUGCAUGCAGAUGAGAAACCAUAUAAAUGCUCAGAGUGUGGAAAGAGCUUUUAUCGGAAGGCCCACCUGACUAACCAUCAAACAACCCACACAAGGGAGAAAUCAUUUAAAUGUUCAGAUUGCGGAAAGAUGUUCAGAUAUAGAUUCUACCUUACUUUCCAUCAAAGAAUCCACACAGGAGAGAAACCGUAUAAAUGCUCAGAAUGCGAGAAGAGCUUCAGAUGGAAAAGUGACCUUUCUGUUCACGAGAGAAUGCACAAUGCUAAAGAUGCAUAUAAAUGCUCAGAGUGUGGAAAGAGCUUCAACUGUAGAGCAAGCAUUAUUUCCCAUCAAAGAAUGCAUGCAGGUGAGAAACCAUAUAAAUGUUUAGAAUGUGGAAAGAGUUUUACCUACCGUUCCGGCCUUGCUAAGCACCACAGAAUUCACACAGGGGAGAAACCAUAUAAAUGCUCAGAGUGUGGAAAGAGCUUUUAUCGGAAGGCUCACCUGACUAGCCAUCAAACAACCCACACAGGGGAGAAGCCAUUUAAAUGUUCAGAUUGUGGAAAGAUGUUCAGAUGUAGAUCCUACCUUACUUUCCAUCAAAGAAUCCACACGGGAGAGAAACCGUAUAAAUGCUCAGAAUGCGAGAAGAGUUUCAGAUGGAAAAAGUACCUUUCUAUUCACAAGAGAAUGCACACUGGUGAAGAACUCUAUAAAUGCUCAGAUUGUAAAAAGAGCUUCAUCUGUAGGUCAAGUGUUAUUUACCAUCAAAGAAUCCAUGCAGGGGUGAAACCAUAUAAAUGUUCAGAAUGUGGGAAAAGCUUCCAUCAUAAGGGCCAACUUACUUCCCAUCAAAGAAUCCACAGAGAGGAGAAACCUUAUCACUGCUCAGAGUGUGGAAAGAGCUUUAGUGGCCAUUCAGGCCUUGCUUAUCAUCACAGAAUCCACACAGGAGAGAAACCAUAUAAAUGCUCAGAAUGUGAAAAGAGCUUUACUUCCCAUUCCGGUCUUGCUUAUCAUCUCAGAAUCCACACAGGGGAGAAACCAUUUAAAUGCUCAGAAUGUGGAAAGAGCUUUAGGUCCCAUUCCGGACUUGCUUAUCAUCACAGUAUCCACAAAGGGAAGAAACCAUAUGAAUGCUCCAAAUGUGGGAAGAACUUCAGUAAGAAGGCCAUCCUUAUGUCUCAUCAGAAAACUCACACAAGGGGGAAGACAUAAAAAAUGCUCAGAGUGUGGAAAGAAGUUCAGACGGAGUGACAACCUUACUUGCCAUCAGAGAAUGCACACAGGGUAGAAACUAUAAAUGCUUAGAAAGUAGAAAGUGCUUUAGUCAAAGAUGUACUCAAACUAUCCAUUACAGGACUCACAUGGGGAAAACCUUAUAAAUAUUUGGAAUGUGUAGUGAGCUUCAAUCAGAAUGUGCAGUUUACAUCCUAUUAAAAACCUGACAGCCCGUGAUAAUUCCUGGGAACUGGAAGAGCUUUUCUUGGCUGUUUGGUGUAGUGGUUAAGAGCGCAGGACUCCCAUCUGGAGAACUGGGUUUGAUUUUCCACUCCUCCACUUGAAGCCAGCUGGGUGAUCUUUGGUCAGUCACAGCUUCUAGCUCUCUCAGCCCCACCCACCUCACAGGGCAUUUGUUGUUCUGGAGAUAAUUAUGACAUACUUUGUAAACUGCUCUGAGUGGAUGUUAAGUCAUCCUUUCUUUUGAAUAAAUAUUUUACUAGUUUUCUCAUAAAGAUAGGAAUAGGGGAAGGGGAAUGGGGAAAGGAAGGGCAUCCUAAAGUCUGCUUUUAGGAACAUCAUAAAGUCUGCUUGCAUCAGCAUUCUACUUAUCUACAUAUCAUAUGUCACACUACAAAUCCUUCAACUGUGAUUAGUAGUAACAGUUACAAUACUGCCUUCAUAUGUUUACUACAUUCAGGUCUUUAUAUUUGUUUUUAAUCCAGUUAUAAAAAGGAAUCCACGAGGGAGCAAAAUCUUCCAUCUGUCAUUAGUGAAGUUAGUUUGUCCAUUUCCGCAUUUUCCAUUAUCUUCGCUAUUAGUUCCUCUUGCUGGGGUGUUGUUGGUCGUUUCCAAUAGUACGCUAAUAAAGUUCUUGCUGCUGUUACUCCAUGUAUUAUGAAA